Molecule: messenger RNA, 2943 nt
Organism: Vigna umbellata (rice bean)
Lineage: Eukaryota; Viridiplantae; Streptophyta; Magnoliopsida; Fabales; Fabaceae
Source: RefSeq, a predicted model, not a curated record
AUGGCAUCCAGAGGACAAGAAGCUUAUUCUGAAGCAGCAACUGUAGUGGAUAAGAUAAUUGGUUCAAUUCGAACUGUUGCGUCAUUUACUGGUGAGAAACAAGCUAUAGCUCAAUACAAUCAAUACUUAACUAAAGCUUACAGAAUUGGAGUUCAAGAGGGUGUUGUGAGUGGUUUUGGCUUGGGUUUAAUGCAUUUAUUUUCAAUCUGUACUUACGGUUUGGCAACAUGGUUUGGAGGGAAGAUGGUACUGGAUAAAGGUUACACAGGAGGACAAGUCAUCUGUGUAUUUUCAUUAAUAUUGUCCGGUUCCUUUCGUCUGGGGCAAGUAUCUCCAAGCUUAACUGCAUUUGCUGCAGGCCAAGCUGCUGCCUUUAAAAUGUUUGAAACAAUAGAACGGCAGCCGGAUAUUGAUGUUUGUGACACUGGUAGUCGACAGCCAGAUGAUAUUUCCGGAAAUAUUGAACUUAGGGAGGUCUGCUUUAGUUAUCCUUCCAGACCAGAUGAAUUGAUAUUCGAUCGAUUUUCCAUUUCAAUAUCAAGUGGCACUACUGCAGCUUUGGUAGGGCAAAGUGGGAGUGGGAAAUCAACAGUUAUUAGUUUAAUUGACAGAUUUUAUGAUCCAAACGCUGGUGAAGUUCUCAUUGAUGGUAUCAACCUCAGAGAAUUUCAAUUGAAGUGGAUCAGACAGAAAAUUGGCCUUGUCAGCCAGGAGCCAGUUCUUUUUACUUGCAGCAUUAAAGAGAAUAUUGCCUAUGGAAAGGAUGGGGCAACAGAUGAAGAAAUCAGAGCUGCAGCUGAACUUGCAAAUGCUUCUAAUUUCAUAGAUAAACUACCUCACGGACUUGACACAAAGGUUGGCGAGCGUGGACUUCAGAUCUCUGGAGGUCAAAAACAAAGAAUAUCUAUAGCAAGAGCAGUACUGAAGGACCCAAGAAUUCUGCUCCUUGAUGAAGCCACAAGUGCUCUUGAUGUAGAAUCAGAGAGAGUGGUGCAGGAGACACUAGACAGAAUUAUGAUCAACAGAACAACUGUCAUUGUAGCCCAUCGCUUAAGCACGAUCAGGAAUUCUGAUAUCAUUGCAGUUAUUCAUCAAGGAAAACUACAAGAAAAAGUUUCGUUUUUCCGCAUUGCUUAUCUUAACAAACCUGAAAUCCCAGUGUUACUGAUGGGGGCUCUGGCAGCUGCUGCAACUGGCGCAAUACUACCCACCAUGGGGUUUCUUCUUUCUCACUCGAUAAGUACUUUCUUUGAGCCUGCAGAUGAACUCCAUAAAGAUUCAAAGUUUUGGUCUUUACUAUUUCUUUCCCUCAGUGUUGCCUCCUUCAUAUUUCAUCCGUUAAGGUCUUACUCUUUCGCGGUAGCUGGUUCUAGGUUGAUAAAAAGGAUCCGCCUGAUGUGUUUUGAGAAAAUAAUUCACAUGGAAAUGGGCUGGUUUGAUAAAGAUGAAAAUUCAUGUGGAACACUUGGAGCAAGGCUGUCAACUGAUGCAGUUUCUAUUCGAACAUUGGUCGGGGAUGCUCUAGGUUUGCUUGUUCAGGAUAUUGCUACAACAACUACAGCAUUGGCAAUUGCCUUUGCGGCAAACUGGCAGCUUUCCCUCAUUGUUGUUUUCUUAGUACCUCUCUUAUUACUGAAUGGAUAUGUUCAAAUGAAGUCAAUGCAAGGAUUCCGAACUGAAGCAAAGAAACUGUACGAGGAAGCAAGUCAAGUAGCAAAUGAUGCAGUAGGGAAUAUAAGAACAGUUGCCGCUUUCUGUGCUGAAGAGAAGGUGAUGGAAUUAUACCAGAAGAAAUGUGUAGGGCCAAUCCAGACAAGUAUAAGGCAAGGUUUAGUCAGCGGAACAGGUUUCGGUUUAUCACUCUUCUUUCUGUUUUCAGUUAACGCCUGCAGCUUUUAUGCUGGAGCAAGACUCGUUCAGAAUGGCAAAGCGUCAUCAUCAGAUGUUUUCCGUGUAUUUUAUGCCCUCAUGAUGGCAGCUAUAGCAAUGUCACAAUCUAGUUUCAUGGCUCCAGCUGCUAGUAAAGGAAAAAGCUCCGUUGCUUCUGUAUUUGCCAUUCUUAAUCAGAAAUCAAGAAUAGAUCCCAGCGAUGAGUCCGGAAUGACAUUGGAAGAAGUGAAGGGAGAGAUUGAGUACAGUCAUGUCACUUUCAAGUAUCCAACCAGGCCAAAUGUUGUUGUACUCAAAGAUUUUUCCUUGACCAUUCAAGCCGGAGAGACAGUUGCUCUAGUUGGUGAAAGUGGAAGUGGAAAGUCAACAGCGAUCUCAUUAUUACAAAGAUUUUACGAACCAGAAUCAGGUCAGAUUACAGUGGAUGGAACAGAAAUCCAAAAGCUAAAACUUAGAUGGUUUAGGCAGCAGAUGGGUCUGGUAAGCCAGGAGCCUGUGUUGUUUAAUGAUACCAUUCGAGCCAAUAUUGCAUAUGGAAAAGGUGGUGAUGCAACAGAAGCUGAAAUUAUAGCUGCAGCAGAAUUGGCAAAUGCACACAAGUUCAUUAGCAGUUUGCAGCAGGGCUAUGAUACAUUGGUGGGAGAGAGAGGGAUUCAACUAUCUGGAGGGCAGAAGCAGCGGGUGGCAAUUGCAAGAGCCAUAAUGAAGAAUCCAAAAAUAUUACUACUAGAUGAAGCCACAAGUGCACUUGAUGCCGAGUCUGAAAGAGUGGUCCAGGAUGCACUUGAUCGAGUGAGGUUGGACAGAACCACCAUUGUGGUGGCUCAUAGGCUAUCAUCCAUAAAGGAUGCAGAUUCAAUUGCAGUGCUUAAAAAUGGAGUCAUUGAAGAGAAAGGAAAGCAUGAGACCUUGAUUAACAAAUGUGGUACAUAUGCUUCUUUAGUUGCACUGCAUAUCACUGUUGCUUCAUCAUAGACCCUUUUACUUCAUUCCACCAAUUAUCUUAUAGCUUGUUAAAUAUUUGCUUUAUGUAUUUCUCAUUCUGUUUUUGCU